AUGUAUCGGGAAAUGGUUAACAGCGAGCUUGGCCGUGCAUCGAAGAGCACUGCAGUCGCUAUAUUCGAAAGAAGAGCAAAAGCAGUCUCAUCAAACAAUAAAUCGCCGAAGCCAGCCUCGAGAAAGGAUAAAAUCGAAGGAGAAAGCGAUGAGACAACCAGAAGAACUCGUCACCAAAUAAGCAGGCUCACAGAAAAACAACGAGCGAUACUCAUCACAACGUUCAAAGAACUGGAGAUCAACCCUGUGAAGAAUGCCCUCAGAGUACUCGUUAUGCUGUUCUCUGAGGUCCCUCAUUACAAGCUGAUUUGGCCUCAGUUCCGAGCAAUACCAGACUCUUCCCUGAUGAACGCUGUCGAGCUCAGAAGGCAUGCUUCGGUUUACAUGUGCGGCCUGGGUGCAAUAAUUCACUCAAUGACUCGAGAGAACGAUCUCGCCGUGCAGAUGAAACCGAAUCGCAAAGGCGCACAUCAAAUGGAAUGUGCAUCGGAUCCAUAUCGU
This is a messenger RNA of Ostertagia ostertagi, 501 nucleotides long. Lineage: Eukaryota; Metazoa; Nematoda; Chromadorea; Rhabditida; Trichostrongylidae. The record is from the annotation of a GenBank genome assembly.